Messenger RNA from Anolis carolinensis (green anole), 3420 nucleotides. It is a transcript of the gene tnfrsf21, whose product is annotated as TNF receptor superfamily member 21. Gene Ontology annotation, biological process: oligodendrocyte apoptotic process; signal transduction; adaptive immune response. The record is from RefSeq and is a predicted model, not a curated record. The transcript has 6 exons. Lineage: Eukaryota; Metazoa; Chordata; Lepidosauria; Squamata; Anolidae. Gene Ontology annotation, molecular function: protein binding. Gene Ontology annotation, cellular component: plasma membrane. The coding region runs from base 326 to 2245 and encodes 639 amino acids.
GGCCGGAGGGAAGGAAGGAGAGCCAGGGAGGUGCCUCGCGAUGGGAAGCCGGCUGCCUUGCCUCUUCCUCCUCCUCCUGUCGCGCGCAGCCCUCGCGCCCCGCCGCGUGGACGGCUGGCCCCGGAGCCCCGCGCGGACGGCGGCCGCGCGCCCCCGCUAAGCGAGACAGAGAGCCCCUCACCACACACACACUCCGACAGACAGCGCCCCGCACAACGAGGCGGGCCGAGGCCAUGGAGCGGCGCGGGGUCUGGUAGAUGGCCCUCUCGCCUCCCGACCCGGGGCUCCCGCGCGAAGGGAGACCGCCGCCGCUGCCUCCUCCACCAUGGGGCCGCUCCCCGCCUUCGCCACCCUCGGGGGCCUUCUCCUGGGGUUUCUGUUACUUAGUACCAUUGAUGCUCAGUCAGAGUUGACAUCUGAACAGAAUGCCAUAAACCUCUCUUCUGGCACAUACCGCCAUCAUGACCGUGCCACUGAUACACAUCUGACUUGUGACAAGUGUCCUGCAGGAACCUAUGUCUCUAAGCACUGUACAAUGACAACAUUAAGAGAGUGCAGCCCUUGUUCCAGUGGGACCUUUACCAGGCAUGAAAAUGGUAUAGAGAGAUGUCAUGUGUGCAGAAAGCCUUGUAUGCUGCCGAUGAUUGAAAGAACACGUUGCACUGCUUUGAUGGACCGUGAAUGCACCUGUCCAGCUGGUCAAUUCCUCAAUGGCACCACCUGCAUCCUUUACUCGGUGUGUCAAGUUGGAUGGGGCUUAAAAAAGGAAGGAACUGAAACUGAAGACAUCAAGUGCAAACCAUGCCCUCCUCGCACUUUCUCUGCUGUGCCUUCUAGUGUAUUGAGAUGCAAAGCAUUCACAGACUGCUCACAAAAAAAUAUGAAGGUGAUAAAGUCAGGAACAAAAGAGAGAGACAACAUCUGUGGACAUCUUUCAGGUUUCCAGAAUGCAGCUGGACUUCUGUCCAGUCCAGAAACAGAUAAAGAACAAAACAAAAUUUACUCUACUACUCUUCUUUUGAAAGGUGUGAACUCUUCAGCUUCCAGCAUUGCUGCUGCUCCUUCCCCAAGUAUGUACGCUGAUCCGAUGGCACCAACAGAUAGUUACAAUGACACCUCAAAGAAUGAAACAGCACCUGCCAAUAUGACUGCUUUGCAGGAGCCCAAGCGUUUAAACCACCAGCAGGUCCAUUACCACAAGCACCCCCCUUCCAUCCUAAAAGAACUGCCAGCACUGGAAAUGAGUAGCAGUGUAAAAUCCAGCAUUCCAUACAAGCCCCCUAAAAGAGGAUCCCCAAGGCAGGCCAGUCAUAAGCAUUUUGAUAUCAAUGAGCACUUGCCGUGGAUGAUUGUUCUCCUGUUGCUUCUCGUUCUGGUGGUCAUAGUUGUGUGCAGUGUCCGGAAAAGUUCACGAACUCUAAAGAAAGGACCAAGGCAAGACCCCAAUGCAAUUGUGGAAAAGGCUGUUUUGAGAAAAUCUACCCCAAUCCCAAACAAGGAGAAAUGGAUCUACUAUUGCAAUGGACAUGGGAUUGACAUUCUGAAGCUGGUGGCAGCUCAGAUUGGAAGCCAAUGGCAAGAUAUUUACCAAUUCCUGUGCAAUGCAAGCGAACGGGAGGUGGCUGCUUUUGCCAAUGGAUACUCUGCAGAUCAUGAGAGGGCCUAUGCUGCAUUACAACACUGGACCAUCAGAGGCCCUGAAGCCAGCCUUGCCCAGCUGAUCAGCGCCCUCCGCCAGCACAGGCGCACUGAUGUAGUGGAGAAGAUCAGGGGACUGAUGGAGGAUACGAUACAGCUUGAAACUGACAACUUGGCUCUCCCUGUAAAUUCUGGCCCCCAAGGUCCCACUCCCAGUCCAGAUCCAAAACCAGAUUCAUCCAUUAUCCCUGUAGAGCCGUCACCCUUGGAGAAGAACAAGUGUUUCUUUGUGGAUGAGUCAGAACCUCUUCUACGCUGUGAUUCAACUUCCAGUGGUUCUUCUGCUCUUAGCCGAACAGGCUCCUUUAUUACCAAAGAAAAGAAAGACACGGUGCUGCGCCAGGUGCGCCUGGAUCCCUGUGACCUGCAGCCCAUCUUUGAUGACAUGCUUCACAUUUUGAACCCAGAGGAGCUGCAUAUUAUUGAAGAGAUUCCACAGGCAGAGGACAAGCUGGAUCAGCUUUUUGAAAUUGCUGGAGUCAAAAGCCAAGAAGCAAGUCAGACACUCCUGGAUUCCGUCUACAGCCACCUUCCCGACUUGCUUUAGACCAUGGUCACCAAGUGCACUCUUCACCCACACUCUGGCUGCCGCUUGUACUUGCUUGGCACUUGCUAAAGGCAAUGAGCAGGCAGGAUAUUUUGUAGAACCAUGGCCAGUAUUUUCUUCUAGGUUUUACUCUGGUGGGGACAGGAGUUUGCAACCCUUUGCACCCUGUCAUCUUUAUUCCUGAAUUAAAAGUUCUUGCUUUCCCCUCCUCAUUACAACCUUUUAAUUUCUCAUUCAAAUAUUUUAUUUGAAUUACUUAAAAACACAGGUCUUCUGUUAUUUUUUUUAUCUGUAGAUUUCAAAUUUGUACUUAACCAUAAUCUGGUCAGAACAAUUUUGAGUUGUUGUUUUCAAAAAGAAAAAGAAAAAAAGAAAAAUAACAUGACCCUUCCCUCCACUCCUCACUUCAGGUAUUUUUAAUUUUUAUUUUCUGUCUUUUUCAUUGUUGGUAUGAUCAGUUUUUUUCUCAAGAGAACUUUUAAAAAACUACUGCUGAAUGAUUCACAUGUAUUGACAAUUUACUAGCAUAGCUAUUUAUUGUAUGGUUGUCUUCUCGACAAAGCAGAUAAUGGUAGUGACCUGUGCUGCUCUAAAGCAGAGGCAUUUUGACUGUAACUCCUCCAGCCUUCAAGAUAAUAAGACAUUUUGGUCUGCAGCUGAAUGUAAUUCUGUACCCUCAACACAAUGGAAUAUAUUGCCUUGCCAUUUUAGGAUCUCAGCAAGCUUGGUAAUUUUGGUCAGUUUGGAGUAGCACCUGGAGCUGGACUCUGGAAUUGAUGAACCCUGGUGGUGCCACAUUUAUCCUUCUAUAAGGUUUACUGAUCUGUGCUUUAACAUUGUUUUUGUGUGUAUGUGUGGUUGCGUGGGUGGGUGCAUUUUUUAUACAGAUGUGGCCAAUAGGUAUGUUUCAAAGACUUCACUUGGUCUUAGCAUUUCCUCCUCCAAACACACUUCACUUUUUAUUAAAAUGCUGCAUUGUAAGAAACUUGCCUCUAUUAUAUUCGCAAAUACUAUACUCCAGGAACAACUGGUCUACAGUAAUGCUUAUUUGGGAGAUGAUGUCACAAGGUGGCAUUUGCUUCCUUGCUGUGAGGUGGUGAUGAUAGGAUUUUGGAAGAACUUGCCUUCUGGUGUACUAAUUUAUUAAUAAAUAAUAGGUGUUUGCUAUGUGUUAA